GGGGGAGGGCGCGGGGGGUAGCGGCCGCUGAGGGGAGAGCCUGGUGCUCGCUGGCGGCCGGGCAGAGGGAGAGGGGGGCGCCUCCCGGGUUGUUGUUCUCCACCUCUGACUAUGCAAUUCUGAGACAUCCCUGGGGGAAGAGACAGCAGGACACCACUCCCCGUCCUCCCCAAACUCCCGCCCCACACAGGAGGAAAAAGCCCCCCCACUCCUUUCACCAUUAAGAGGAAAACGAUGGAGGAGCUGAGCGCGGAUGAGAUUCGUCGAAGGCGCCUUGCUCGGCUUGCAGGUGGGCCAUCUUCCCAGCCCACCACUCCACUUACGUCCCCACAAAGAGAGAACCCACCAGGACCACCUGUAGCUGCGCCAGCCCCGGGUCCAUCCCACAAUCUUGGUCUAAAUGUCCAUAGUAUGACCCCAGCUACCUCUCCAAUUGGUGCAUCAGGAGUAGCCCACCGAAGCCAGAGCAGCGAAGGAGUGAGUUCACUUAGCAGUUCUCCAUCCAAUAGCCUUGAAACGCAAUCCCAGUCUCUUUCCCGGUCCCAGAGCAUGGAUAUUGAUAGUGUCUCCUGUGAGAAAAGUAUGUCUCAGGUGGAUGUAGAUUCAGGAAUUGAAAAUAUGGAGGUCGAUGAGAAUGAUCGCAGAGAGAAAAGGAGCCUGACUGAUAAGGAGCCUCCAUCAGGAUCUGAGGUAUCGGAGGAGCAGGCCUUACAACUGGUCUCUAAGAUUUUUAGAGUCUCCUGGAAGGAUCGAGACAGAGAUGUAAUUUUCCUUACUUCGCUCUCUGUGCAAUUUAAGCAGAACCCAAAAGAAGUGUACUCAGAUUUUAAGGACUUGAUUGGUCAGAUUUUAAUGGAAGUUCUGAUGAUGUCCACUCAGUCAAGAGAUGAAAACCCGUUUGCCAGCCUGACGGCUACAUCACAGCCAAUUGCAGCAGCUGCCCGGUCACCUGAUAGAAACCUGAUUCUAAACACUGGCUCCAACCCAGGAACUAGCCCUAUGUUCUGUAGUGUGGGUUCCUUUGGUUCUGGUUCCUUAUCCAGUCUCUAUGGGACUAGUCCAGCUUCUAAUAUCAAUUUCUCAAGCCAUGUGCCAAUGUCUGGUUCAUCUCCUACCCUACCAGCCAGUUCAGUUGCCACUACAUCUGUACCUUCCAUUUCUGUCAGCCCUCACGUCACAGCAGUAAGUCCUUCUGGAGUCCAGCCCUCAUCUCCGAGGUACCGCCCAUACACUGUUGCCCAUUCUACGGGCACAUCAGCUUCUCCCAUCCCACGCUCCUUGAGUAUCUCCAUCCCAUCUAGCUCACCAAGUCCUCCAGCCAUAGCUACCAGCCCUCAAGCCAUACCAGUCAGCUCAUCCAGACAGAGGCCUGCAACUAUGGGCCCACCUGUGUUUCCUCCUUCGCCAAGUACCAUGAGCAGGCGUUCUUUACUAAACAGGACUUCUCCUAGUAUGUACGACAACCCUUUCUCACUCCUCUUCCUUGGCGUUUCUGAUGUAUCUGAGGACAGUAGUGAUGAAGAAAAUGAAGAUGAUGAUUUUUCUUGUGUCCAGUUUGGGUCCAGUGUGGGAGGCUCUGGCAGCACAAGUGUUUCUGAUUCCUGCAGUGACCAUUUCACCAUUGAAACUUGCAAGGAGACAGAGAUGCUGAACUACCUCAUUGAGUGUUUUGACAGAGUUGGAAUAGAGGAGAGAAAAGCACCAAAGAUGUGUAGCCAGCCAGCGGUUAGUCAGUUACUGAGCAACAUCCGAUCUCAGUGCAUUUCCCAUGCUGCUUUGGUACUACAUGGUUCCUUAACACAACCAAGGUUAUUGCAGCAGCAGUCUCUGCUGGUACCAUACAUGCUGUGUAGGAACCUCCCGUUUGGCUUCAUCCAAGAAUUGGUGAGAACAACCUACCAGGAUGAAGAGGUGUUCAAACAGAUUUUUAUCCCCAUCUUACAAGGCCUGGCUCUUGCUUCCAAAGAGUGCUCCCUUGAUAGUGACAAUUUUAAAUACCCUCUUAUGGCAUUAGGUGAACUGUGUGAAAUCAAGUUUGGGAAAACACAUCCCAUGUGCAGCUUGGUUGUAUCUUUGCCCUUGUGGUUGCCUAAAUCUUUAAGCCCGGGUGCAGGACGUGAGCUGCAAAGACUGUCGUACCUUGGCGCUUUCUUCAGUCUCUCUGUCUUUGCUGAAGAUGAUACUAAAGUGGUUGAAAAGUAUUUCUCAGGGCCUGCCAUUACUCUUGAAAACAACCGUGUUGUUAGCCAAUCUUUGCAGCAUUACCUGGAAUUGGCAAGGCUAGAACUGUUCAAGAUUCUACAUAAUAUUUUGCUGAAUGGGGAAACUCGGGAGGCAGCUCUUAGUUACAUGGCAGCUGUUGUCAAUGCCAACAUGAAGAAGGCACAGAUGCAGACAGAUGAUCGGUUGGUGUCCACAGAUGGUUUUAUGCUCAAUUUCCUAUGGGUUCUGCAGCAGCUAAGCACAAAAAUUAAGCUAGAAACAGUUGAUCCCACAUAUAUAUUCCAUCCGAGGUGUCGCAUCAUCCUCCCAACGGAUGAGACCAGAGUGAAAGCAACCAUGGAGGAUGUUACAGACUGGAUGGCUGAGCUUUACAGGGAUCCGUCUCAAUUUUCUGAGCCGAAAUUCCCAACGGAAUGCUUCUUUCUAACCCUGCAUGCCCACCACCUCUCCAUCCUGCCAAGCUGCCGCCGCUACAUCCGUAGACUGCGGGCCAUCAGGGAACUCAACAGGACUGUCGAGGAUCUGAAAAACAAUGAGAGUCAAUGGAAAGAUUCUCCUCUGGCUACCAGACAUCGAGAGAUGCUGAAACGCUGUAAAACGCAGCUUAAGAAGCUGGUGCGUUGCAAGGCGUGUGCAGAUGCUGGCUUGCUAGAUGAAAACUUUUUGAGGAGAUGUCUGAAUUUUUAUGGCAUGGUGAUUCAGCUGAUGCUUCGCAUCCUCGACCCUGCUUACCCCAACAUGAAGCUGCCUUUAAAUCCUGACGUUCCGAAGGUGUUUGCAGCACUGCCGGAGUUCUACGUGGAAGAUGUGGCUGAAUUUUUAUUUUUUAUUGUUCAAUAUGCUCCUCAGGUGCUUUAUGAGCCCUGCACUCAGGACAUUGUGAUGUUCCUUGUUGUGAUGCUGUGCAACCAGAACUACAUCCGAAACCCUUAUCUGAUUGCUAAGCUGGUGGAGGUGAUGUUCAUGACAAACCCUGCCGUUCAGCCACGGACGCAGAAGUUCUUUGAAAUGAUUGAGAAUCAUCCUCUCUCCACUAAAUUGUUAGUCCCUUCAUUGAUGAAGUUUUAUACAGAUGUUGAGCACACUGGAGCCACCAGCGAGUUCUAUGACAAAUUUACCAUCCGCUACCACAUCAGUACCAUUUUCAAAAGCCUCUGGCAGAACAUAGCUCACCAUGGCACCUUCAUGGAAGAGUUCAACUCUGGGAAGCAGUUUGUUCGCUACAUCAACAUGCUGAUAAAUGACACAACGUUUUUGCUGGAUGAGAGUCUGGAGUCCCUAAAGCGUAUUCAUGAAGUCCAAGAGGAGAUGAAGAACAAGGAACAGUGGGAUCUGCUGCCAAGGGACCAGCAACAGGCUCGUCAGUCUCAGCUUGCUCAGGAUGAGCGUGUGUCUCGCUCAUAUCUUGCCCUGGCAACAGAAACUGUUGAUAUGUUCCAUAUCCUUACCAAGCAGGUUCAGAAGCCUUUCCUCAGACCUGAACUUGGACCACGAUUGGCUGCUAUGCUGAACUUUAACCUUCAGCAACUGUGUGGCCCUAAGUGCCGUGACCUGAAAGUUGAAAACCCUGAGAAAUAUGGGUUUGAACCAAAGAAGCUGUUGGACCAACUGACUGAUAUUUACCUGCAGCUAGAUUGUGCUCGUUUUGCUAAAGCAAUUGCUGAUGACCAGAGGUCCUACAGCAAAGAGCUGUUUGAGGAGGUUAUCUCGAAGAUGAGGAAGGCUGGCAUCAAGUCAACAAUAGCAAUAGAGAAAUUCAAACUGCUGGCAGAGAAGGUGGAGGAAAUUGUUGCCAAGAAUGCCCGUGCGGAAAUCGAUUAUAGUGAUGCUCCAGAUGAAUUUAGAGAUCCACUCAUGGACACCCUGAUGACUGACCCUGUAAGGCUGCCAUCUGGAACUAUCAUGGACAGAUCAAUAAUCCUACGGCACCUUUUGAACUCCUCCACUGACCCCUUCAAUCGGCAGACGCUGACAGAAAACAUGCUGGAACCAGUGCCAGAACUGAAAGAGCAAAUCCAAGCCUGGAUGAGAGACAAGCAGAAUGCUGACCAUUAAAAACUCCCCUGCAGCGCACACCAAUGCCAAUGAGAAGAGCAGGGCAUGGGCUGGUCUAGUGAUGGUGGUGCAGAUAAUACGUUGGAAACUAAUGCUGGGAUUAGCAUGCCCACCGUCGGUGAUAUCCGCUAGUGACCAGAAGCAUGUGGACGAGAAGAAAAGCAGCUUAAUUCUUGUACAUAUAUUUAAAUGAUAACGAAUGGUCAAUAGCAUGGAGGACAAAUUAGGAAGUUGCUCAUGUUACAAAACAAAGUCCUUCAACCUGUCACAAUUUGGGAUUUUUACAGCUGAAUUAUUUUCGCAAAGAUGAAUGGAUCAGAGCAGCAUCCCUUCAACUUUAUUUUUACAGCCAGAUAUCCGUUAAUUUGAUUGUGGUUAGAACAUCGGACAUUUUGCUGCUAAAGUAACUUUUUCCUCUUUCCUUCCCUUCUCUUCCUCCCAUAAACCUGCACUGCUGUCUUUCUUUGUAAUGCGAAAAAAAGUCCCCAUGAAAAUAAAAUCCUUCUCCUGCCCCCAAGAGAACAUAUUCUGUGAGAUAACUGUGCCUGCAACAAAGUGUUAAUCUUGGGAUCGUAUUUUUAUAUUAUACAUAUUCGCAUAUUUGUUUUUUAAUUGGUGUUAGAAGACACACAAGAAUAAUAAUUUAAAAAAGGCAAAAUAUUUGACACGUGGAUUUUAAGUUCUGUUCUUUGAGAUGUCCCUUUAUGUUAAAUGGAGAGAAUCUUGAUGCUCUGGUAUUUUUGAAAAGCCUUGUGGAUAGGAACAUGUUGAAGCAGCUGCCACCAAUGAGGUGUUUGGGAAUACCAGGACUUCAGUGACUUUUUUAAAAAUAAACCUUCUUUUAACGCUGGAGAUAGGAUAUGCUAAGUGACAGUUCUGAGCCUUUACAGCUUGUCUCCAGAGAGCAGAUCCUUUUAGUCUUGGAGCCUGCAGUUUGGGGCGGGGUCAUUUUUAUGUUGCAUACCAGUUUGUAUCCAUAGCUUGGCCUUACCAAAGCAAAAAGGGUGCAGGAAAUGUAGAAUUACAUUUUUUUAAAAAACUAAAAAAAAAUCCACAAAACAUUUUUGUAUUACUGCCCCCUGCUUAAGAUACUUGAAUUUCCUUUUUAAAAAGGAUUUGAAACCACAGUGUUUUAAAAUGAAGCCUGUUAAAAAAAAAAAAAAAAAGGUUGUUUUUUUCUCUUGUUUUUUUGCUGACAGUGUCCUCUGUUCAAUUCCUGACUCUUGAACUACAAUAAAUGGUGAUACACAUUCACAAA
Molecule: messenger RNA, 5536 nt
Organism: Gavialis gangeticus (Gharial)
Lineage: Eukaryota; Metazoa; Chordata; Crocodylia; Gavialidae
Gene: UBE4B
Product: ubiquitination factor E4B
Exons: 29
Coding region: 235-4278 (1347 amino acids)
Biological process (GO): protein polyubiquitination
Cellular component (GO): cytoplasm; nucleus; ubiquitin ligase complex
Molecular function (GO): ubiquitin-ubiquitin ligase activity
Source: RefSeq, a predicted model, not a curated record